Molecule: messenger RNA, 795 nt
Organism: Danaus chrysippus (African queen)
Lineage: Eukaryota; Metazoa; Arthropoda; Insecta; Lepidoptera; Nymphalidae
Source: the annotation of a GenBank genome assembly
AUGUGCUCCCUACCGCCUGCACCUCCACCGCCACCACCCCCAUUGCCGCCCAAUUUCACUUCGCCAAAAAUAACUUUAGAUAAUACUACCCCUCCAAGUCACGAUAGUGUAUGCGAAUGGGCUCUACCUGAUCUCUCGCUUUGGGAAGUAUGUGCCAGAAAUCAAAUAUGCCUCAAUAAAGCUCCAUAUCAAUACAAAUACAAACAUUUUAAAUCAAUUAUGCAACAAGGACCGACUUGUGGCUUAGUCGCCCUCUCAAUGCUGCUGGAUGAACAGAUCACUCCUGAAGAGCUGAUGAAUAUAGCAAAACAGAACAGCUUCAGUAACAAUGGAGAGAUGUUCAGCUGUAACAAUAUGGCCAAACUCGCACAGUAUGCUAUUACUUUGAUAAAUAAAGAAAAUAUAAAUUUUUGCGUAAAAAUGGGUGGUCUCUUUAGUGAAGAAGUUAUUCUCGAGCUUUUAAAUGAUAACAGUUAUGAUGCUGACUUUAACCACGCUCCUUGCUUAAGAAAUGGUCACACAGCCCACUGGGCAUUAGUCUGUGGUAUAAUAAUAGUCUCCGAGCCAUCAGACAGUUAUAUUUCAGAUCCUAAUAAUGUUUAUGUGUUGUGCAAACACGGCAAGUCGAGAUACCUCACUGCAUGGUCUCUCAGUGUAUUGGAUAAGAGUAACAAAAACCUUUGGGAGUUCUCUCCAAAGAAACAACAGGACGGCCUCAUAUACACACUGCCUGAAGGUGGCAUCGGGGGAGAGAAUGGUAUAAGAGAUCAAUUUCUAAUAUUUUAUGGUUUGUGA